AUGGUUUCUUUCGACGUGAUAUUACUUUUCACUUCCAUCCCACAGCAUCUGGCGGUUGAAACCCUGCAAACCUUGUUGGAAGAACAAUAUGACGAAACGGACAAGAAACUGAAGAUAAAACACCUUAUUGAUCUCCUGAAGCACUGCUUGAAGACUUUCUUCACCUUCAACGGAGCUGUGUACGAACAAGUUAAAGGUACACCCAUGGGCUCACCGUUAUCCAGCUUGAUUGCUGAGGCAGUGUUACAGCGACUCGAGGCACUGGCUUUCGACCACUAUCGACCACGACUGUGGGUACGGUAUGUCGAUGACACAUUUGUCAUCAUCAAUCGGGACAAGAUUGGGGAAUUCACGCAACACCUCAACUCGAUCUUCCCAGACAUGCAGUUCACGAUGGAGGAAGAAAAAGAUUGCCGGUUGCCGUUUCUGGACGUACUAGUUCAGAGAAAAGGUGAUGGUGCAUUAAAGACAACGGUUUACCGGAAGGCAACGAAUACCUCGCGUAUUCUAAGCUUUCUUAGCAACCACCCUCUCUCGCACAAACGCAGCUGCGUGAGAACUCUCUACCGGCGCGUAGAAACCCAUUGCACCGAGCCAGCCGACAAGAAGGCUGAGGUCCAGUUCCUGCGGAAACUCUUCACAGUGAACGGCUACCCUGGGAAUUUUGUCGAAAAGUGCAGACGAGAAACCCGGGGAAGACAACCGAAGGGACAACCAAAACCGAAAUGUUGGCGCGCAGUGCCGUACAUAGUCGGUGUGUCAGAAGAAUUCGCUAGACUGAUGAGCGAAUUUGAGAUCGGUAUCGCUCACAGACCUGAGGCAACAAUACGCCGGCAACUCAUGCACCCUAAGGACCCGAUUCCCAUCAACCAGAAAUCGGGGGUCAUUUACCGGAUAGACUGCAAUUGUGGUCAAGCCAAUUAUGUUGGCGAAACCGGCAAACAAGUACGCACGAGAUUGCACGAACACGAGUUGGCUGUGAGACGGAAGGACAAACUCUCCUUGGUAGCCGCCCACGCCUCCACGCCAGGACACGGCUUCGACUUUAAGUGCGUGAGAAUAUUGGGCCAGUCGGACGACCGAGUUGCUCGCCUCCUGCAGGAAGCAUGGCAGUCAACCGAGGACUCGAUUAAUCGACAUAUCGAUCUGCCAAUCGCCUAUCAAGCACUGCGAGAGCAAAUCAGCAGCGCAGCUAGAGGUCACCCCCGGCAGAGGUGA
Molecule: messenger RNA, 1218 nt
Organism: Spirometra erinaceieuropaei
Lineage: Eukaryota; Metazoa; Platyhelminthes; Cestoda; Diphyllobothriidea; Diphyllobothriidae
Source: the annotation of a GenBank genome assembly